UCGCCAAAGAAAGCCUUGCCGUAGGACGGCGUCGACGUGGACGCCUGCGUGGUCAGCCCGGUGAUGGCGGAAUCGCACCACCCGCCUGCAUCGGCGCUGCUGCUGCGAGGCCAGAGCGCCUGCUCCUGGAUGCUCGCCGACUCGCUGGCCAAACUGCCGACGCUGCUGCCGUUGCUGCUGCUGAGAACACUGCCGCUACUGCCAUUGGCCAGCAGGCUCCUGCCAUACUGCAGCGGCGCACGUGGCCUGGAGGCGCCGUCGGGGGCCUGGCCGGAAUCCUCGCUGCGCAGCGUCGACAGAACCUGCGAGUAAAUGCGCUUGCUGGCCGACGACCGCGCCUUUUCGGCGGCGCUGCUGGCAAUGCCGGCGUACACCUCGUUGGCAGCGACGCGCCGGACUCGCGGACUUCGAUGUGGGGCGGCGCCGGAUGCUGGUCGGCAAACCGGACUGCGCUGGCAACUUCCAGUCCCGCGGCCGCGUCGAUAUUGCUCAUUGUGUGCCGGCGCUGCUGCUGCUGCUGCCGGCCGCGCGCCAGCUUGCCCAGAACGCCCGCAAAGAACCCACUGCGCACGCAUUUUUCUGUGCCUGCGCCUGCCUGCGCUCGGAGCCGAAUCCCCUGCCUGCGCCCAGCGCCCGUGUGGCCUGCAAAGAUGCCGAGUACGGGCAGCACAUUCAACGCUGGCUCUGGCUCCGCGCGGCUUGGCGGACGUUCUUUGGGGGCUCCUUAUCUGCUGGCAACGCGUACCUAAAGUCCCUGCUGUAGUUGACUUCAGCCGGCCGCUUGCCAAACAGCAGGUCGCCGCGCUUGUGCCAGGGCACGUGCAGAUCGUCGGGUGCCCAGUUGCUGUCGGUCGACUCAAACAGCUGGUUGUUGCCAAAGUGGGAGAACGACUGACUGCGCUGCAGCGUGCCGUGCUUGCAGUCAACACGGGAAUCGAAAGCGUCUCGGACUCGGGCCUCAUCUCAGGCUCGGGGCCCCGGACUUCCUUUCUGGCCCAGGAUCGGGCAGCGGCGGCAGUGCCUUGUUCAGAUACGUGGGCGUCGGCGCCGUCCUCCUUUUGGAUCUGGCUGCCUUUGCAGGCUUGCUCCGCACUUCGGAUGGUGGCGGCGGCGGGGCCAACGACCGGCUGUCAUCCGCGCGCGGACUGGCAAUCGACAUGCCUUCGUUCCCGCCACAAAACACGCCAAAGACGUUGCUCGGCGGCGGCCUUCGUCCUUCUUGAGCUGGAUGCGGUCCGCAAAUGCCUCGCUCUGUCUUUGUCUCUGACGCCCAUCCGCUUGCGCCUGGGCAGAACAGCCGCCAGGACGCCAGCACCGCAGCCGCCCACCUCGGCCGACCCCGCACUGCCCAGCGAGCGCAGAUCGUGCCUCGCCAGAUUAUUCGGCUGCGGCUGCGGCGGCAUCUGCUUCUCCGGGGUGGCUGCUCUAUGGCCAGGCUCUGCUCUGCUGCCGCUUGUAAAUGUACAAUGCGGCGUCCAGGGCCGCCUGGUCGUUGUCCAGCACCUGCCGCGCCACCUCGGCGUCCUUUUUCCGCCGCGCGCUGGUCUGUCUGGCUGCGCGCACAUCGCCGACGUACUGCUUGACGGUGCAAUGAUUGCGAGUGUACCGCGUUGGCACGGCCUCCCCCGGCUCUCGCCGCCACCGGCACCGCCAUCACCAUCACCAUCACCAUCAGCAAUGGCCAAGUGCGGCUCGAAUGAACCCCUUCAAAGCUGGCUGCACGAGCGCCGCUCUGCUGCUCAAACCGCUGCUGGUCCAGGUACUCCUGUUCAGUUAUGAAAAUGUCGUUUAGCUCGCCGCUAUUGUGGAACCGGACGAAUGUCCCGUAUGACGACUCGGCGCUGAUAUCCUUGCAUAGCCGCGUUGACACCCGGAUGUUGGUAAAGAGUGCUGACUCGAGCUUCUCCUUGACUAGCUGGGAAACUGUUCCGUCGUGGCCCUGGUUGGUCAUCUGCACACCUGGCUCGCCGUUCUCCAUCUGGGAGAUGCUCAGUGCAGGCGUGACGUAGGCGCUCUCGCCACUG
This is a messenger RNA of Kickxella alabastrina, 2024 nucleotides long. RefSeq lists its product as uncharacterized. The record is from RefSeq and is a predicted model, not a curated record. NCBI's taxonomy places the organism in Eukaryota, Fungi, Kickxellomycota, Kickxellomycetes, Kickxellales, Kickxellaceae. Bases 313 to 1779 code for a protein of 488 amino acids. The transcript has a single exon.